AUGUCAGAGCUUCGUGAUCUUCCCGCUGACCUUGCAGCGGGGUCUGACAAAAGGUCAUAUGUGAUCAAGGUAGACGGCUAUUCAAGAGUCAAGGGGAUGAUCGGGCAUGGCGACAAAGUGAAAUCUGCCCCUUUCAGUGUUGGAGGCUACGACUGGGUUUUGUGGUUCUACCCAAACGGCAGCGACAUCACACAUUAUGAAGCCGGUUAUGUAUCUGUUUUUCUGGCUCUUGAUUCUGGUUUUGCCACGGACGUGAGGGCGAAAUUUAGAAUUAGUUUGCUUGACAAGAAUGGAGAACCAGACAUUACAAGAAGCAAGACCAAUCCCGAAUGCAUCUUCUCUAGCAAAGGUUCAUUCAAGGGUUUCCGUGAUUUUAUCGGCAGAGCUUAUCUUGAGAAUCCAAGGAAUCUAAGCAACGACAGUGUCAGCAUCAUGUGCCAUGUUACUGUCGUGAAGAAUAUCCACAAAGGUAAUCGGUCUGGCUUGAUUCCUCCAAGAAACUUGCAGCAACAUCUUGGAGACCUACUGAAGAGCAUGGAUGGAGCCGACGUGACCUUUCAUGUCGGCGGGGAGAGUUUCUUGGCUCAUAGGGCCGUGCUCGCCGCUCGGUCAUCCGUAUUCAGAGCGGAGCUCUUUGGCGGCAUGAAGGAGAAAGCUGGCGGUCCGAUUGAAAUUAGUGACAUGGAAAGUGACGUGUUCAAAGCCUUGCUCCACUUCAUAUACACAGACGAGUAUGAGCCUGUUCCUGAGAUGACCGAUGGAUGUGAAGCACGGAGAGAAGCGGUGAUGGCUGGCCAUCUACUUGUUGCAGCAGACAGGUACAAUAUCGAGGGGCUGAAGCUGAUAUGCGAAGAGAGGGUGUGCAACCUCAUCAACCCUGACAUCGUGGCGACUAGUUUGGCUCUAGCUGAGCAGCACGGCUUCCAUGGAAUCAAGGAUGCCUGCUUUGAGUUCCUCGCUUCGCCUUCCAAUUUGGAGGCGAUGAUGAGCAUCUCAAGAAUAGCUGCCCAUCAGUUCUCAAGGAGCUGGCUGCUAGCUUCCUGCCCGCCGAACUGA
This is a messenger RNA of Triticum turgidum subsp. durum (durum wheat), 1056 nucleotides long. The record is from the annotation of a GenBank genome assembly. NCBI's taxonomy places the organism in Eukaryota, Viridiplantae, Streptophyta, Magnoliopsida, Poales, Poaceae.